Messenger RNA from Melanotaenia boesemani (Boeseman's rainbowfish), 2469 nucleotides. It is a transcript of the gene abcd4, whose product is annotated as ATP-binding cassette, sub-family D (ALD), member 4. Gene Ontology annotation, biological process: long-chain fatty acid import into peroxisome; peroxisome organization; very long-chain fatty acid catabolic process. Gene Ontology annotation, cellular component: peroxisomal membrane. Gene Ontology annotation, molecular function: ATP hydrolysis activity; long-chain fatty acid transmembrane transporter activity; ATP binding. NCBI's taxonomy places the organism in Eukaryota, Metazoa, Chordata, Actinopteri, Atheriniformes, Melanotaeniidae. The coding region runs from base 332 to 2182 and encodes 616 amino acids. The record is from RefSeq and is a predicted model, not a curated record. The transcript is spliced from 19 exons.
AUUGACAGUCACCAACCAAAACAUUUGCCGCAGUCUGUGUUGGCAGGCAAUUUACAGCAUACAGGCGCAGAAAUAAUCAAAUUUACUGUAUUUUUCCACUAGGAACAAAGCUAAAUGUUGUUAUUUUAGAUAACCUGGUUGAACUUUGUUUGUAAAUAUCUGCGCUAACGUCGCUUUCAUUGCUAACCAAUGUUACAGACGGACUUUUUCCAUGUUAAAUAGUGCGCUAGUCAUGCAGAUGUUAGCCUGAUCUGUUCAUAUUUGUCUAUAUGAAAUGCGGACAACAAAGUUUUAACUUAGGGAAAAUUAUAUUUCCCCUCAGCCAGUUCAGAUGCCUCGCCUGGAGAAGCCCGGAAAAGGAACAAGAAGACUAAAAUUAGACUGGAGUUUUGUUCAGAGGUUCUGCAGCAUCCAGAGAGUCCUGUUCCCAUCAUGGACCUGCCAAAGUGCUCUGAUGUUUGGGACACUGCUUGGUGUUACACUAACAGAGCAGCUGAUCAUUUACCAAGUGGGUGUCCUUCCUGGUCAGUUCUACAAAGUCCUGGCAGAUAAAGAUUACUCCGGCUUCAGGAGUUUGGUGGGAACAGCAUUGGUGCUCAUUUUACUCAACUCCACACUGAAGAGUCUGGACCAGUACAUUUGCAAUCAGAUGUAUGUCAAGUGGAGGAAGACACUAACUGAGAAUCUCCAUUCAGCCUACUUCCAGGGAAGAGUCUAUUACACACUCAAUGUCCUCAGAGAGGACAUAGAUAACCCAGACCAGCGGAUCAGUCAGGAUGCAGAGAGGUUGUGUAAACAGAUGAGCACCAUGGCCAGUCGCUUGAUUGUCUCACCAUUCACACUGUCUUACUACACCUAUCAGUGCUUUCACAGCACUGGCUGGAUUGGUCCUGUGAGCAUCUUUGGAUAUUUUGUAGUCGGAACUAUUGCCAAUAAAAUCCUCAUGGGACCGAUAGUGUCAACCCUGUUUGAGCAAGAAAAACUGGAGGGAGACUUCAGAUUCAAGCACAUGCAAAUCCGUGUUAAUGCAGAGUCUGCAGCUUUUUACAGAGCCGGUAAAGUGGAGCACAUGAGAACAGACCGAAGACUACAGGCUCUGCUGCAGACUCAGAAAAGUCUCAUAAACAAAGAACUUUGGCUUUAUAUUGGGGUUAACACCUUUGACUACCUCGGAGGUUUCCUCAGCUACAUUAUAAUCGCCAUUCCGAUCUUUACUGGAAUCUAUGAUGGUCUCACUCCUGGUGAGCUCAGUGCACUCAUCAGUAAGAAUGCCUUUGUGUGCAUUUACUUGAUAAAUGGAUUCACACAGCUAAUAGACCUGUCAACAACUCUGUCGGAUGUGGCUGGAUACACCCACAGGAUCGGGGAGCUGAGGGAGGUGAUGGAUCACAUCCUACGCAAGCAGUGCGACUAUGACCCCACCUCAGGAGAAAGUUACGACUUUGACAGUGACUUCAAUGUCCAUGCUGGCCCUGUGGACACUGCCUUCAUCCUGGACCAUCUCUCAUACAAAUCCCCAUACUCGGACCAGCUGCUGGUGGAGGAUCUGAGUCUAAAAAUCAGUCAGGGAACUCAUCUGCUGGUGGUGGGGAACACGGGCACCGGCAAGACAUCAUUACUGCGGGUCCUGAACCGUCUGUGGGAAGCACAUAGCGGUUUUGUCCAGAUGACCACAUGUUUCGGGCCCAGAGGAACCCUCUUCCUUCCACAGAAACCUUACCUGACUGAUGGCACACUGCGUGAACAGGUGAUCUACCCACUGAAGGAUAUUUACCCUGUAUCAGGGUCAGUGGACGAUGACAGAAUUAUACAAUUCCUGGAGCUAGCAGGAGUGUCCAAACUCCUGAAACGGACGGGUGGGCUGGAUGAAAAAGUGGACUGGAACUGGUAUGAUGUUUUGUCUCCAGGUGAAAUGCAGCGUCUUUGCUUUGCACGACUCUUCUACCUGCAGCCAAAAUAUGCCAUUUUAGAUGAGGCCACCAGUGCUUUGACUGAGGAAGCAGAAGCACAGCUGUACAGAACCUGUAAACAGCUGGGCAUGACGCUGGUCAGUCUGGGACACCGUAGCAGUCUGGAGAAGUAUCAUGAUGUCCAGCUGAAGCUUUGUGGAGAUGGCCGAUGGGAGUUGACUAAGUUAAGAGGAGCCAGCGGGAACUCAAGUCUCAGAGAAGAAGAAAUGUGACCACAGUGACAAGAAGGAGCCAUUGGUCAGGGUGACCGUGUGGGACACACCAGCACUCCGGAAAUCAUUCAAGUGGGAUUAUGAGCAGUAGUUUCAUUCCAGUCAUGCAGUUGUUGCCCAAGUUCACAUGCAGUUUGUAUAUUUUUAUUCCCUGACUCAAGGAAAAAAUGUUUCCUGGUUCAGAAACUAACUAGAAUAAUAUGCUGGAUUCAGAAAAUCAUCCAUCAAGUCAGAAAUGACGGAAGAGAAAACACUUUUCUGUUAAUUUUAUGUGCGUUUAUAUGAAG